UGACAUGGACGCAACGGCGCUGGAGCGGGACGCGGUGCAGUUCGCCCGCCUGGCGGUACAGCGCGACCACGAGGGCCGCUACUCGGAGGCUGUGUUUUAUUACAAGGAAGCCGCGCAAGCCUUAAUUUAUGCUGAAAUGGCAGGAUCAAGCCUAGAACGUAUUCAAGAAAAAAUAAAUGAGUACUUGGAAAGAGUUCAAGCUCUACAUUCGGCAGUUCAGUCAAAGAGUGCUGAUCCUUUGAAGUCAAAACAUCAGUUGGACUUAGAACGUGCCCAUUUCCUUGUUACACAAGCUUUUGAUGAAGAUGAAAAAGAGAAUGUUGAAGAUGCUAUAGAAUUGUAUACAGAAGCUGUAGAUCUCUGUCUGAAAACCUCUUAUGAAACUGCUGAUAAAGCCCUGCAAAAUAAACUGAAACAGUUGGCUCGACAGGCACUAGAUAGAGCAGAAGCAUUGAGUGAACCUUUGACAAAGCCGUUUUGCAAAAUCAAAUCAACAAAUAUUAAACCAAAGCCACCUCCAACAAGGACGCAUUUUCCACUAGGAACUAACCCCUUCCUUGAAAGACCUCAGCCUUUUAUAAGUCCACAGUCAUGUGAUGCACAAGGACAGAGAUACACAGCAGAAGAAAUAGAAGUGCUCAGGACAACAUCAAAAAUAAAUGGUAUAGAAUAUGUUCCUUUUAUGAGUGUCGAUUUGAGAGAACGUUUUGCCUAUCCAAUGCCUUUCUGUGAUAGAUUGGGCAAGCUACCAUUAUCACCUAAACAAAAAGCUACAUUUUCCAAAUGGGUACGACCGGAAGACCUCACCAACAAUCCUACAAUGAUAUAUACUGUGUCUAGUUUUAGCAUAAAGCAGACAAUAGUAUCAGAUUGUUCCUUUGUGGCAUCACUGGCUAUUAGUGCAGCUUAUGAAAGACGAUUUAAUAAGAAGUUGAUUACCAGCAUAAUUUACCCUCAGAAUAAGGAUGGUGAACCAGAGUACAAUCCAUGUGGAAAAUAUAUGGUAAAGCUUCACCUCAAUGGUGUCCCAAGAAAGGUGAUAAUUGAUGACCAGUUACCUGUUGAUCAUAAGGGAGAAUUGCUUUGUUCUUAUUCCAACAACAAAAGUGAAUUAUGGGUUUCUCUCAUAGAAAAAGCAUACAUGAAAGUCAUGGGAGGAUAUGAUUUCCCGGGAUCCAACUCAAAUAUUGAUCUUCAUGCACUGACUGGAUGGAUACCAGAAAGGAUUGCUAUGCAUUCAGAUAGCCAAACUUUUAGUAAGGAUAGUUCUUUCAGAAUGCUUUAUCAAAGAUUUCACAAAGGGGAUGUCCUCAUCACUGCAUCUACUGGAAUGAUGACUGAAGCUGAAGGCGAGAAGUGGGGUUUGGUUCCCACACAUGCGUAUGCUGUUUUGGACAUUAGAGAGUUCAAGGGGUUGCGAUUUAUCCAAUUGAAAAAUCCUUGGAGUCAUUUACGUUGGAAAGGAAGAUACAGUGAAAAUGAUGUAAAAAACUGGACUCCAGAGUUGCAAAAGUAUUUAAACUUUGAUCCCCGGACAGCUCAGAAAAUAGAUAAUGGAAUAUUUUGGAUUUCCUGGGAUGAUCUCUGCCAGUAUUAUGAUGUGAUUUAUUUGAGUUGGAAUCCAAGUCUUUUUAAGGAAUCAACAUGUAUUCACAGUACUUGGGAUGCUAAGCAAGGACCUGUGAAAGAUGCCUAUAGCCUGGCCAACAACCCCCAGUACAAACUGGAGGUUCAGUGUCCACAAGGGGGCGCUGCAGUUUGGGUUUUGCUUAGUAGACACAUAACAGACAAGGAUGAUUUUGCAAAUAAUCGGGAAUUUAUCACAAUGGUUGUAUAUAAGACUGAUGGGAAAAAAGUUUAUUACCCAGCUGACCCACCUCCAUACAUUGAUGGGAUUCGAAUUAACAGCCCUCAUUAUUUGACUAAGAUAAAGCUGACCACACCUGGGACCCAUACCUUUACCUUAGUAGUUUCUCAGUAUGAGAAACAGAACACAAUCCAUUAUACAGUCCGGGUAUACUCAGCAUGCAGCUUUACGUUUUCAAAGAUUCCUUCACCAUAUACCUUAUCAAAACGGGUGAGAAGAUUCUUUCUCUGGGAGUUAUCAUUUUUUAACUAUAAGCAAUACAGCGUUGGAUUUGAAGUUGUAACAGUUUCUAUGGUGGGAGAUCCUGGUCCCCAUGGCUUUCCAAGGAAAUCUAGUGGUGACUAUAGGUGUGGGUUUUGCUACCUGGAAUUAGAAAAUAUACCUGCUGGGAUCUUCAAUAUCAUUCCCAGUACUUUUUUACCUAAACAAGAAGGACCUUUUUUCUUGGACUUUAAUAGUGUUAUUCCCAUCAAGAUAACACAACUUCAGUGAUGGAGAAAUCUCAAAAAUUGCUGGAUUUAUAUUUAAUACUUACCAAACGUCAAUUUCAAAUGAAGAUAGAGAUCUUCAGGAUAGAAAACACAACAAUCAGAAUGAAAUUAAAUCUCUAAAAACAUG
Molecule: messenger RNA, 2485 nt
Organism: Otolemur garnettii (small-eared galago)
Lineage: Eukaryota; Metazoa; Chordata; Mammalia; Primates; Galagidae
Gene: CAPN7
Product: calpain 7
Exons: 21
Coding region: 5-2359 (784 amino acids)
Biological process (GO): proteolysis
Molecular function (GO): calcium-dependent cysteine-type endopeptidase activity
Source: RefSeq, a predicted model, not a curated record